Messenger RNA from Capsicum annuum, 2078 nucleotides. Its product is annotated as sufE-like protein 2, chloroplastic. The transcript is spliced from 2 exons. The record is from RefSeq and is a predicted model, not a curated record. NCBI's taxonomy places the organism in Eukaryota, Viridiplantae, Streptophyta, Magnoliopsida, Solanales, Solanaceae. Bases 271 to 1158 code for a protein of 295 amino acids.
UUAGGAAAAUAUAAAAGGCCAUUGCACCCUAUUUCUCUUCCUCUUCUCAGCUUCUCGCCUUCUCCCCAUCAUCCAUUUUUCACCUACUUUCCUCUCCCUCAAAUGAUUUUUCCCGCAGUUUAAGGAUCUUUUUCCCAUUUUUAUCCCUCAUAAAUUUCAUACAUCACUAACUAAUUCCCCUUCAACUUCUAACUGUCACAAUUCUUGAAUAUCAAUUCCGCACCCUACCCUUUUUUCUCUCCAAUUUUCUUCAUUUUUUCUUAAUCAAACAUGCACUCUUCUUCCAAUUUUAAACACCUCUCACUUCCAUUGACAAUUUCAUGUGUUCCCACAAAGUCAAGUCCUCAAUUCAAUCCCAAAAUACAUCUCUUGAAGAAACCAUCUUCUUUCUUGACGAUUUCAUUGACACCCACAAAGCCAAAUCCUCAAAUCUGUAGUAAAAAUCCAAUAUUUUUCAGUUCAAGUUCAAGAACUAAAAGACUUGGCCUUUCCUCCAUUUCUUGCUUGAUUAUGGAAGAAGCAUCAUUAGAUGAGAGGUUAAGCGUUGUUGACAAGGUUAAGUGUUUAUCUUUGGAAUUUAGGUCUUUAUCAGAACCAAUUGAUAGAGUGAAAAGAUUGUUACACUAUGCAAGUAUUCUCCCUCCUUUAUGUGAGUCAGCUAAGGUUCAAGGAAAUAGAGUUUUGGGGUGUACAACACAGGUGUGGUUAGAGGUGAGGAUGGAUAGUAGAGGUUCUAUGAAGUUUACUGUAGAUAGUGAUUCGGAAAUUACUAAAGGGUUUUGUUCUUGUUUGAUGUGGGUGCUUGAUGGGGCAGAACCAGAGGAAAUUCUCAGUGUUACGGCAGAGGAUUUAGCAGAUAUGAAUGUUGGGCUGCCUAAAAAAGGUCGUUCAAGAGUUAAUACUUGGCAUAAUGUGUUGUUCAGUAUGCAGAACAGGACUCAAGAUUGUAUUCAAGAGAGAAAGAGAGCUUUGUCUUUGGAUGAUCUUCAUUCUUUAGUCAUUAGACCUCAUGCACAUAGUGGUGGGCCUAGUGGCGAUGGAAGUUAUGUGGAAUCUGAGGUGCCUAUGUGUUUGGAACUGCGACAACUACUCUUUAAUCCCAACAACUCGAGGUCAGCUAUCCAAUAUGUGUUAUUUGGAACUGCUUCUCCACUUUGAUUUGAAGAAAAAAGGGAUGUUAGGUUGCAAGGCCAAAAUUAGUCCAAUAGAGGAAACUCACCAAAAAGAACUCAGGUGUAUUGGUUUGGACCAGAACUUGUGAUUAACUCAACAUUCUGAUUCACAUACAUUUUACUAUAGUUUAAGAAAGGUUCUAUUAGAAAUUUCUAUUAAAAUGCUUUGCAGGUGAGGUGAUAAAGAACUAAUGUGUAAAAACGCUUGAACGGAAGUAUCAAUUUGACCUCACUAUUUAUUAGAUAACUGAGCUGGUAUGUAAUGUUCCCGGUUAGAAAUCUUUUGGAGUAGUUGUCAUUCAUACAAUGAUUUCAAAUUCAGAUUCCAGUUUAUUAAAAUCUCUACGUAGAAAAUGUGUUUCCGCUUAUGUUUGCCUUUAAAUUAUUAUGAUUUGCUGCAUUUUCCUUGUCGUUUAGUAGUUGAAGCAGGAUUAACUGGUGGGAAAAGAAAUAUCUUUUUCUUGGAUCUGUUUCAACUUUCAAGUUAAGCAUCACCAUUUAUCUUGAGCUGCAUCACGGUAUGAGAUUCUGCAUCAACUGCUUUUCAGUAUAUGACUUUUGUCAUUUGAACUUGGGGAUAUGUUGUGAAUGGACCUGGAUCAUUACUGGCAAAGCAGGCCAACACUGGAUUAAGUAGCUAUGUUUGGGAUCCGUGUUGAUAAAUAACGACUAAUGGGAGAAAAAUAGGCUUAAGCAAACUGUUGAGUAAAUGUCUGAUUCCUCUCAUCACCAUUAUAGUCUAAGCUUGUCAUCCCCAUUCUUAUCUCCAUCCUUUAGUUACUUGUAAUUUCAAUAUUUCCAUUGUAAUUCAGUAAUUUGAGUGUUAAGCAAUCGAUAUUCUAAAGCUGUAAUCAUGUUCAACUCUUAUUAAUACAGUGAGGAGUUUGGGUUUGUUACAGGAUAUAA